Molecule: messenger RNA, 749 nt
Organism: Pollicipes pollicipes
Lineage: Eukaryota; Metazoa; Arthropoda; Thecostraca; Pollicipedomorpha; Pollicipedidae
Product: cell wall integrity protein scw1-like
Exons: 3
Coding region: 29-361 (110 amino acids)
Molecular function (GO): RNA binding
Source: RefSeq, a predicted model, not a curated record
ACAGCUGCAGCUGUCGGGCCUGAACACGAUGGGCUCGCUGCCGCUGCUGUCUCACGGCGGCCUCGGCUCGCCCACCUCACUGGCCGGCAACACGCCCUGCUCCACGCUGUUCGUGGCCAACCUCGGCCAGACCAUCACCGAGCAGGAGCUCAAGGAGGUGUUCGGCAGCUUGCCUGGGUUCACGCGGCUGCGCAUGCUCACCAAGGGCGGCUCGCCCGUCUCGUUCGUCGAGUACCAGGACACAAACCACGCGGCCGUCGCCAUGGCGAUGCUGCAGGGCUUCGUGUUGUGCCCGGACCGAGGCGGCAUUCGAAUCGAGUACGCCAAGACCAAAAUGGUGGACAACGGGACCCAAGAUUAAGGCUGACCAACAUAGUGCUGCAGUGAGCGGGCGGCUGACGACGAAUCUUCUCCGCCGACCCGAGGCUCCUCCUGGUGCCUCCGCCGGCCUGAGGCUCUUGUUGGUGCUCCUGCCGACCCGAGGCUCCCCCCGGCUCCCCUGCCGGCCUGAGGCUCCUCCUGGUGCAGAGGCCGGGCCGCCGUGUGCGUCCAUCCGACCCACGGCUGCCGAACAUCGACAGCUGCGGCUGCAGCUGCCGAACGCCGCCAGCCGCAGCUGCUGCGUCUGCUGCCGGCUGCGUCCGACUGUUAGUCUUUCAGGCGCCAGGCGGAGCCCUCAGCGUCUGCGCGGCCGUCGGCGGACCCCGACCGGGUCGGGCGCGGGCCGGACCGAUUUCUGGCCUUGCAUA